AUGGACUCGUACUCUUCUCACCGAGACGCCUCCGCGCGCUCGCCGGGCGACAGGACGUGGAGCAGUCGCGACGACACGCGCAAGGACGAUCGAGGCGAUUCUUUCUACCGCGGCAGGUCUCCUGCUGCUGUCGACCGAUACGAGCCCAGAGGCCGCGGCCGCGAUGACUAUGCCGGCGGGCGGAGGGAUGACGAUCGCAGGGGGAACAGAGAUGACCGCGGAGACAGACGCAUCAGCUCCCCGCCGUCCAAUAUUGAUCGAUACGUCCCAGGACAAGACAGCGGCCCUGCUCCAAUGACUGUCAACCCCCUCGCGGACCCGGUCAAGCUCCCCUACCAAGUUGGAUUCUCCUACUUUGGCGAGUGGUGGCGCAUGAACGAGAAGAUCAAGGAAGAGAAGGAGCGCCAACGAAGUGGACGUCGACGCGAGCCGGAACGGGUUCGCGGCCCUCGUGAGGCUCAAGAGGAACGCGAGAAAGAGAAGUCCAAGAUUCAGGCCGCGUACGAUGCCUACAAAGAAGAGCUUCAGGCCAAGAUGGCACGCACUUUUGUUGCCGAGCACAAAAAGGAGCAGUGGUUCCGUGAGCGCUACGUCCCUGAGAUUCGCGACGGCUUCAGGUCACAACUUAACGAGUUCCGCCGGGGCGCUUAUGGUCAAUGGGAGCAGGACCUUGAGUCUGGCACGUUCGACGAGUUUUCUCUCGAGGGUCUGCCUAAGAGUGAAAGCAAUGGACUCGGUGGUGUCGUCGAAAAGGAAGAGGGCGAGGCGACAGCUGCGAACGAGAUUCUCGGUGUCGGAGACCUUGUUCCCGCCAAUGGUGCCGAUAUCCGAGAUGAGAACCUUUACCAGCCGACCUUGCUGAUCAAGACCAUCGCGCCUCAUGUCAGUCGCCAGAACCUCGAGACCUUCUGCAAGGAGCAUCUUGGAGAGGACGAGGGUGGCUUCAAGUGGCUCUCACUUUCCGAUCCCAACCCCAGCAAACGGUAUCACCGCAUUGGAUGGGUCAUGCUUCAUCCGUCAUCAGAAGUCGCCCCUGCGGUGGUUGACCGUGCGGACCCCAAGGAUGAGGAUGAGGACAUGCCGUUGAAGUCACCUGCCGUAGUAUCCACCGCUGAGAAAGCUUUGGACGCCAUCAAUGGCAAGACUGUGAAGGACGAAGUCAGAGGCGACUUUGUUUGCCACGUCGGCGUACACAACCCACCCACUCACCCUAGAAAGAAGGCACUUUGGGACCUCUUUUCUGCCCCGGAACGGGUCGAAAAGGAUUUGGGUCUUGUUCAGCGAUUGGUCAACAAGUUCGAAGAGGACUUUGGCUCCGACUUCAACGCUGUUUUGAAGAUUGAGGAGAGGGUUGAUGAUCUUAAAAACGCUGGCCGCCUGCAGCCGACCGUCACCGCCAAGAAGCCCAAGGCCAAGCGGGAGCGCGACCUUGAUGUUGAUGACGGCAUGGAAGACGGUGAAGACGGUGCCAUCGACGACGAUGAGGACGAAGGCGCCGUCGAUGAGGACGAGACCGACGAUGAAGAGUUGCUCGUGAAGAAGAAGCAAUUGGAUCUCAUGAUUGAGUAUCUCAGACGCGUCUUCAACUUUUGCUUCUUCUGUGUAUUUGAGAGUGACUCCAUCCACGAGCUUACCCGCAAGUGUCCCGGUGGCCACUUGCGCCGCCCAAGAAGCACUCUCGGCUCUGCCGCGAAGGCCGUUGCUCGUGCUAGCGCCAACGGCGAGCCUUUCCCUGGCAAGAAGCGCAGUGAGAUCGAAGAAGAAGGCGAGGCUGCCGAUGGUGACAAGAAGUUUCGCAGCGCUACUGGCAAGGCGGAACAACAGCUUCUGCGCGCCUUCAACUGGGUCAAGACCUUCGAGGACAAGAUCAUGCAGAUUUUGGAGCCUGAUACCGUAGACCUUCGCAAACUUGGAGGCCGCUCAGUUGAGGAAGCCGUCAGUGACGAGACGCUCAAGUACGUCAAGCAAGAGGAUGAGCACAAGUGGAGAUGCAAGGUUCCAGAGUGUGUCAAGCUGUUCAAGGAGGAGCACUUCUGGCGGAAGCACGUUGAAAAGCGUCACGCCGAGUGGCUCGAGAGCAUUGAGCAAGAGUUCCAUCUCAUCAAUGCUUAUGUUAUGGAUCCAUCUCAUAUCGCUCCGUCAAGAACGGAUGCCAACUCAAAUGGCCACUUCCCGCCUUCGAAUGGUCAGCCUGCAACCGGAACUCCUAGAGGUUUCAAUUUGCAAAACUUCACCAUGAAUGGUAUGAUGCCGAUUCCCGGAUUCCCUAUGCCUCCUGGCGGCUUCCCUCCAUUCCUGGGUGGGGGACAUCCGGGCGUGCAGUCUGGCUGGAAUGGCGGCGGUGAUGAGCGCAGUGGGCCUGGUCCGAUCCGCCGCGGAGGCAUGGGAGGUGGCCGUGGCAACUACCGAAGCGGUCCCUAUGACCGUCGCCCCAACCCGCGCUGGGACGGCGGCAUGGGUGGAAGAGGCCGUGGGGGCGCCGGAAAAUGGGGAGACGGUGCUGCUGGAGGAGCGGCAGUUGGGCCUCGUGAGGCCACCCAAGGUCGUAGUCUCAAGAGCUACGAAGAUCUCGACCAUGUUGCUGGCGGCGGUGGUGGAGAAUUGAAUUAUUAG
Molecule: messenger RNA, 2613 nt
Organism: Colletotrichum chrysophilum
Lineage: Eukaryota; Fungi; Ascomycota; Sordariomycetes; Glomerellales; Glomerellaceae
Exons: 3
Coding region: 1-2613 (870 amino acids)
Cellular component (GO): kinetochore
Source: RefSeq, a predicted model, not a curated record